This is a messenger RNA of Polyodon spathula (Mississippi paddlefish), 3611 nucleotides long. Its product is annotated as polyhomeotic-like protein 3. The record is from RefSeq and is a predicted model, not a curated record. Gene Ontology annotation, molecular function: protein binding; zinc ion binding. Bases 153 to 3113 code for a protein of 986 amino acids. The transcript is spliced from 15 exons. NCBI's taxonomy places the organism in Eukaryota, Metazoa, Chordata, Actinopteri, Acipenseriformes, Polyodontidae. Gene Ontology annotation, cellular component: nucleus; PRC1 complex.
UCUCCAUUUUAGAGCGUAUUUACGCAGUACAAAACUGAGACUUUGACAGCCCGAAUCGGUGGCAGAUGAUUAUCGGGAUGGGUCAUGUCUAAUGAUAAUUCCAGGCAGCUCGGUUCAAGGUACACCAUAGCAUUCAUCCACAGAAGCUGGAAAUGGAAAACGAGACGAGCACUACAACCUCAGCCACCACCACAACCUCCAGCACACCCUCCCAGACCCAGGCCCCACAGCUGUCUCUCUACAGCAGCACCACCGAGAGGCAGGCUGUCCAGGUGAUCCAGCAGGCCAUCCACCAGCCCCCCAGCAUGGCAGCUCAGUACCUGCAGCAAAUGUACGCCGCGCAGCAGCAACACCUGAUGCUCCGGACAGCUGCACUGCAGCAGCAGCACCUCAGCAGCAGCCAGUUUCAGAGCCUAGCAGCUGUACAGCAGGCGACGCUGUCAGGAGGAAGGCAGUCCUCUUCCCCCACUGCGAGUGUCACACAGCAAUCAAGUGUCUCACAGCCUUCGAUCAAUCUCUCCACGUCUCCAGUGGCGCAGCUGAUCAGCCGGAGUCAGACCUCCAGCGUGGCGGGCAGCGGCGGGGGGGGAGCCCUCGGACAGCAGUCCAUGCUCCUGGGGAACAGCUCCCCCACCCUGACCACCAGCCAGGCUCAAAUGUACCUGCGCGCUCAGAUGCUCAUUCUCACUCCCUCUGCCACUGUAGCUGCUGUCCAGCCAGAUAUUCCUGUACUUUCUUCUACAUCCAGCUCCCAGACUACAGCUACCCAGAUUCAGAACUUGACCCUGCGUCCACACCAACCCAGCACCAUCACUUCCCCCCAAAGCGUGCCCCUUAAAGCCACCACCCAGGGGCAGCCUCUGGCAGUGGCCCACCCCAAGAUGUCCUUGUGCCCCCUAAAGCCCAACCAGCAGCCGGAGCCCCUCAUGGAAGGCAACAAGAAGGGGGAGAACCCCACCACCGAACCCAAGCCCACCACCCUCACCCGCCCGCCCGGAGCCCACCAGCUCAUAGCACCAGCCCCAUAUCCUCUUAUCAAACAUCAGCCCCUCCCUGUUCACGCUGCUCAACCACAGAAAGGGCCAACCCACCAGCUGAUCAUCCAACAGCAGCCACCACCCUCCCACCAAGUUCAACCAAUUGCACUCCAGGUCUUUCGUCAAGAGGCUCCGUCUCCCUCCUUGGCAAUCCAGACCCAGGUUCCUCCCCCCACUACAAUCUCUGUCCAGUCACAGCACUGCACUUCCAUCACAGCCACUGCCCUGCCCCUGACCUCAUCCCCUGGCCAAUCACAGCCAGUGCAGCAGCAAACAGUCGUGGUUUCACCUCCGCCUACUCAGUCCCCCACCAGUCAAUCGCCUACCAUAGUGAUCCAGCCCCAAGCACUUAUCCAAUCACAGCCUCACGCUCUGGUCUCUGCUCCUGUGCAGUUAGGCCCCGCCCACUCCCCCAUUCUAAGCACAGCCCAGGUAAUACAGCCCCACCUUCCUUCUGUGACUUCCCCGAUAGCUCACAUUGUCCCCCUUCCUUACACCACUCUUAUUUCACCAUCCAUCAACUUCCCUCCCCAGCCACCACAUCAGCAGCAGCCUCCUCCCCCUCAGGCCUCCCUGGGCCCCAUGUCCUCACCGCCUCCUCCUCUACCCCAGCUGUCCCACACUCCCCCUGCCCAGCUCCAGCCACUCCCCUUGCAAUCGGUUCAGGCCUUGGCAGUGCAGUCGGAGAUCCUGAACCCUGGGCAGAUGCUUGUGUCAGAGGAAGAGCUGCCGGCAGCCGAGGCCUUGGUCCAAAUGCCCUACCAGGGGCUGCCCCCUCCCCAGACUGUAGCCGUGAACCUGCAAGUGCAGCAUCCCACCCCCAUGGAGGCUCCAGGGGUCUACCGGGUGGAGGGGAUGUGUGAAGAGAUGAGAGAAGACGGGGAGGAGUGUCUACCUGGGAACAGAACUCCAACACCUCCUGCUCUGUCACCCCCUGCUGGUCAUGUCGGGGACUGCGAGGAGAGCUCCACUCAAGAUGUCUCAACAGGUCUGCCUGGACCUCCGUGUGUGAACACCUCAAGCAACACCUCUGUGAUCAGAUCCUCCUCGGACCCCUCCUACAUCAACAGCUCCCCCCCUCCUCCUCUUCCUCCUCCCCCUCCCCCUCCUCCUCCUCCUCCUCCUCCUCCUCUCCCCCCUACUCUCCUGCCUGCUGUGGUCACAAGCCCCAGCAAACCUGUCCCAGAGAACAAGCUUCCACAGGCGAUUGUCAAACCACACAUCCUCACCCACCUCAUCGAGGGCUUUGUCAUCCAGGAGGGGCUCGAGCCAUUCCCGGUAAGUCGUUCUUCCCUCUUGACUGAGAAGAAAGGGAAGGAGUGUGAGCAGCAGGUGAUGGAACCCAACAGUGAGGAGCCACAGUCCAUGAUGGAGACCGAAGAGCCAGAACACUCCACAGACAGUGACAUGGAUGACAUCAUCGCUGAGGGGGUAAUGGAGGAAACUGUGACAGAGCUGCUGAAAUGCGAGUUCUGUAGGAAGAUGGGAUAUGCACACAAAUUCCUGAGGUCAAAACGAUUCUGCUCCAAGUCAUGUGCCAAAAGGUUCAAUGUUAGUUGCACUAAAAGAGUCAGCCUAUUGAAAGCAGACAAGGGGGUCCGCUGGACUCGGAAGCCAGAUGGGCGACGAGGGCGCCGACCCAGAGGGGCAGAGGGGGGGUCCAGGGAGCACUUUCUCCGACAGUUGCCAGCUACUUAUCCCGCCAUAGGUGGGAUGCAACCAGCUCGCAGCCAGUCGCCUGAAGAAGACACAGUUCCUGUUGCCAUGACAACACGGCUGCGGCGACAGAGUGAACAGGGGAGGGAGCGGGAGCUCAGAGUGAGACACCCGUCAGGCAGUAAUGAGAGCCUGCCCUCUGUACAGUCCGAUCCCACGCAGUGGACAGUCAAUGAAGUCUGGGCCUUUAUUUAUGCUUUACCAGGCUGCCAGGACAUUGCUGCUGAGUUCCGCGCCCAGGAGAUUGACGGCCAGGCGCUGCUGCUUCUCAAGGAAGAUCACUUGAUGAGUGCCAUGAAUAUCAAGCUGGGCCCAGCCCUGAAAAUCUGCGCCCGUAUCAACACUCUAAAGGAGCCCUAACAGGAAGUGGAACGGGAGCAAACAGACUUCUGUCGCUGUAGCGAAACACCACUAAUCUGAACUUGGAUCUCACCAGAGAUACUGCACAGUACCUGCCAACAGUGUGAGGUGAACAUCUGAUAUUCACUUCAGUGCCAACAGUGAGCAAGCAUGUGUUUGAACUGGGAGAAUAGAGAGCAAUAAAGAGAUUCUUUAUUUAGCAUGAUGUGCCACAAAGCAGGAAACAAAAAAAAUAUAUAGUAGCCCCUCCUCGCCCCAGAAUGUGACAUCAGAAUUAUACUCUAAUGAAACUUCCCAUAUGAAGGAAUUGGAAGAGCAUUUGGCUUGUCCAUGCAAUGUCUGCAAGCUUUUUCCUGUUGCUGGUGUGCUGCUAGCAUUUUAAGUGGCAGGUACAUAACAUUUAUAUUUCAGUAGACCAUGACUGAAUGUAUUAUAUUAAUAUAUCUGAAUUUUUAUGAAGGAUUUUUGUAAAGAAAGAAAAAAAGUGUUUUUAUGUGA